AUGACAUGUAACCCUUAUUGGCCUAAAAUCAAAGCAAAGCUACAUGAAAUAGAAGAGGCACAAAAUCGACCAAAUCUUAUCGCUCGUGUUUUUCGUGCCAAAAUUAUGGAACUAAAAAAUGAGUUGGUCAAAAAACAACUCUUCGGCCCUAUAACAGCUUACACAUAUGUGAUUGAAUAUCAAAAGUAUGGCCUUCCACAUGUUCAUUUCUUGUUGGUUUUGAAAUCUCAUGCAAAGAUUAUCCACCUUGAAGAAUAUGACACAUACAUUUCUGCUGAGGUACCAAAUAAAGAUGACAACCCACAUUUGUAUAAGGUAGUUGUCAAGCAUAUGAUGCGUGGCCCCUGUGGUGCACUAAAGCCAACAAACCCUUGCAUGACCAAGAAAGGGGAAUGUAAGAACAAAUACCCUCAAGAAUUCUCAGAAGUGACCAUGUGUAGUGAGAACUCUUACCCAAUCUAUAGGCGCCGAAAUGACGGCAAGUGUGUGAAUGUUCAAGGUAGCCUUCUAGAUAAUAAAUGGGUUGUUCCUUAUAACCCGUACUUACUUAUAAAGUUCAAUUGCCACAUAAAUGUUGAAAUCUGCUCCACAAUCAAAGCUGAAAAAUAUUUUUACAAAUAUGUAUACAGAGGGCAUGAUCGUGUUUCUUUCCAUUUCAUUGCUAAUGAUAACGGCUCAAUUAUUGAUGAGAUUAGUGCAUACCAAUCUGCUCGUUGGAUAUCUCCACCUGAAGCUGCAUGGCAUAUUUACAAAUUCACAUUUAACAAUAUUUCCUCAACAGUUUUAGCUCUCCAUUUACACUUGUCAAACAUGCAACUUGUAAAUUUCAAGGAAAAAGAUAAUUUGCCAAGUGUUUUACAAUUUGGGCGUGCUUCUAGAACUAUGCUCACUGAAUAUUUUGCGACGAAUAAGGCAAAUACAUCUACUAGGCAAUGGUUGUACUCUGAAUUCCCUGAACAUUAUGUUUGGAAUGUUCAAGAUCGAUAUUGGAAACCACGUCAAAGAAGUGGAACAAUUGGAAGAAUUGUAUUAGCCAACCCUUCUGAAGGAAAAUGA
Messenger RNA from Camellia sinensis, 1056 nucleotides. RefSeq lists its product as uncharacterized. NCBI's taxonomy places the organism in Eukaryota, Viridiplantae, Streptophyta, Magnoliopsida, Ericales, Theaceae. The record is from RefSeq and is a predicted model, not a curated record.